Molecule: messenger RNA, 2072 nt
Organism: Ceraceosorus guamensis
Lineage: Eukaryota; Fungi; Basidiomycota; Exobasidiomycetes; Ceraceosorales; Ceraceosoraceae
Product: cation efflux protein
Exons: 4
Coding region: 353-1942 (529 amino acids)
Biological process (GO): zinc ion transmembrane transport; intracellular zinc ion homeostasis
Cellular component (GO): membrane
Molecular function (GO): zinc ion transmembrane transporter activity
Source: RefSeq, a predicted model, not a curated record
UGGUUUUCCCCCUCUUGCCCGCCCGCCUGUACACACCCAACACCGGCAUAUCCUGCCGCAUCGACCAUCGAUCCAGCCACCUCAUCCCCUGUUGCAGCGUUGCAGCAGCCAGGCAACCGACCGACAAGGACGACACUUCCUCCGCUUCUCUUUUCCCUCAUCACCUUCUUCUGGUCCAUUUUCCUCCGUGCACACACUGGCUCACAGUCCCGUAGUCGGCCCACACCGCCCCGAGCAAGAAGAGAAGUGGCCGUCCCCUUGUGAUCCCCUUUCGUUCCUCAGCACGAGUCUCACAGCUUCUGAAGCACAUCCAACCAACGUUCUUUGUCUUCAAAUACUCCCCCUUUCCGACAUGGGCUUUGGCAAGGAAGCUCGCAUCAUCACCUUGUUGGUGAUCGAUGUCGUCUUCUUCCUCGUGGAAAUUAUCGUGGGCUAUUCGGUAGGGUCGUUGGCUCUGGUCGCCGAUUCCUUCCACAUGCUCAACGAUGUGAUGAGUUUGGUUGUCGCCUUGUACGCCCUGAGACUCUCUACGCGCGAUCACGCCAAGGACCCGAGAUACUCUUAUGGGUGGCAGCGGGCCGAGAUAUUAGGCGCGCUCGUCAAUGGUGUCUUCCUCUUGGCGUUGUGCUUCAGCAUCUUCAUGGAGGCCAUCGAGCGAGCUGUCAACAUCACCGAGGUCUCCAACCCCAAGCUCGUGGUGAUUGUUGGAUCCUUGGGACUGGCCUCAAACAUUGUUGGACUAUUCCUGUUCCACGAUCACGGCCACUCGCAUGGUGGGCAUUCCCAUGGACACUCCCACGGUACCAAGGCCCUACCCUCAUCCACCAGCGGAGCAGGUUCUACUGCGGCCGACAACAUCGAGGAGCGUGCGGAAUCGGAAGCCUCGGCGGCUACCGUGGUCGCUUCACCUUCUGCUAAUGGACGUAGGCGCCAGGACAGCGUGUCAUCGCUCUUUGGUCACCCUGCGACCACUAGAGCCUAUGUGGUGAAAGCUGCGCAGGAGCUGGGCUAUGAGCAGCCGGCGCGGGGAGAGAGGGAGCGUCUGAAUACUAAUGCCGCGACCGGUUCGUCCACCGGCUACGGCUCAACAGUCCAUGCUCACGACAUCGAAAGCGGCCACGCCGCCAACGCCACCAAGAAAGGCCGAAGCUGGCUUGGUCAGAAGAGCAAAGCUCACGCGCAUGCUCACGACGAGGAUGGCAACGAGCACAGUCAAGAGCAUGGACACAGUCACGACCACAGUGACGAAGAGCAUGGGCAUUCGCACAAUCACGGCGGAGACGGCGGCCACUCGCACGGUGGCCAUGGCCACUCGCACGGUGGCCAUAGCCACUCUCACGGAUCGAUGAACAUGCAGGGCGUCUUCCUACACGUGCUUGGGGAUGCUCUUGGAAACGUGGGGGUCAUCGCAUCAGGAUUGUUCAUUCUGUUGACGACAUACUCUUGGCGGUUCUACACCGACCCCGCAAUCAGCUUCUUGAUCACCAUCAUCAUCUUCCACAGUGCCCUGCCACUGGUCAAGUCUGCCAGCUUCAUCUUGUUGCAAGGCGUGCCUCCCUCCGUACCCUUGGACGACGUGCGGGCUCAGCUGGUCGAGACCCCGGGGGUUCUGAGCAUUCACGAGCUUCACGUGUGGCAAUUGUCAGAAUCUACCAUCAUUGCCAGCAUGCACGUUCUGGUGGACUGCGGACCAGGACAAGACGAGCGGUACAUGCAAAUCGCUCAGGAGCUCCGAACGAUUCUGCACAGCUGGGGAGUGCAUGCCGCCACCAUUCAGCCGGAAUUUGUUCGGGGAGGGCUCAAGACGGCUGCAAGGAUGAGCGGAGUCAACGUUGCCCCCGAGGAGACGGAUGCGCAAGGCCGACUUAUUACAGAGGAAGGAACAUUGGUGGAGAGCGAACUGGUGAGUGCAUCGUCGAGCCCUGCUGCCGCUCUAGCAUGACGGCGACGGGAUGCUGACCUUCUGCUAACAUCGUUCCGAACGCGAUCAGUCGCGCAAUGAGACAGCAUGCCUCAUCACCUGUGGACCAGACGCGUCCUGUGCUGGUGAUUCUUGCUGCCCACCACCUCGC